CGUGCGCGUCGUUCAAUCCCAUAGCAACGCAACGCAAGAAGCCGGCUCGACAAAAUUUCCAAAUUAGGAAAUAAGAAUGGCUACAACUCGAAUAACUACUCAGUUACCGCCAAACAUAGACGUUACAAAGGCACCUUUAGCUUAUGGGGAUAGAGCUCUUCCAAAGUUGAAUCGUGAGCUGAAGGACCCAGAACUUAUUACAAGGCAGAGGGCGCUAAGGACAUUAUGUGACUGUCUUCAUGAUCCAGAAAAUAUCGCAGAAGCUCUCAAAGUUGGUGUAGCUGAGAGUUUGAAAGCACUUUUGAGUGAUCAGGAUGGAACAGUUAGGCAUAAGACAACAGAGGCAUUGUACAUCAUUUCAGGUCACAACAUUGGAAGAGAUGCCUUCAUUGAGUUUAGUAUUAUAUUCCCGCUCUCUAAGUUAUUUGAUGAUGAGCUUGAUAUUGUGAGAAGGAAUGCUCACAUGGCAAUGGAGAUGCUGACAGAGUUCUAUCCUGGAGCAGAGGGCGUGGUAGAAACUCAUCUUAUUCCAAUCCUGGUGGACAAACUCAAGAUUGAAGUAGAUGAAAUCAAGGAGUAUAUAUUGGACACACUACACUUUUGUAUGAGAUUAGAUCAGGUUCAGGCUCUGAUUGCUGGAGCUAUGGAGGUCUUCACAGAACUUCUCCUUCAUAACUCACCUAUCAUCAGAGCAAAGGCUGCAAGGGAUGUCAUGGACUUAAGUGUUCCUCUUGAUGGUAAAAGGAAAGCAUGCGAGUGUAAUAGCUUGCCAUCUCUUGUCACUCUUCUCUCUGAUGAUGAACCUGAUGUCAGAGCCAAGGCUGCUGGUGCCAUCAUGACAAUCACAAUCACUACCCAAGGCAAGUAUACCGCUAUCAAGGCUGGAGCCAUACCUGAGCUUGUGAAACUAGUGGAUGAUGAGAGUAGUGAAGUACGGCUCAAUGCCAUCACUGCCAUUACUACUCUAUCAGAAGCACCAGAGGGACGCAAAGAACUGCUUGAGGACGUCGACAGGAUCAAAAAGAGAACAGAGGAUGAGUCUGCAGCGGUAGUGAAAGCUGCAGAGAUAGCUGUCAGAGUUAUUACAUGGAAACCAUGAAGACCCCCAUCAAAGAAAUGAUAUUGAAUUCAUACUUCUUAAUUUUGUUGGGUUAAAAAUUUACUCAUAACAUUGAAAGUAUAUUGUUUUUCAUAUAUUGGGAAGUAUAUGAAGAAGAAUGUGUGUUUUUAAGGAAAUAUUUGAGAAACUUUUAUUAUUUUUCUUCUACAUGGCACUCAUAUUCGAAGAACAGAUUAACAUCCUACGAGGAUUGCUCUCAAAUUGAUUUUAAGCUUCAUCAUAUUAGACUGCAAUAUUUUAAUGAUGAAUUCAUGGAAUAUGGGUUUAUUAGGGAGCGAAUACACCACUUGUUUCAUUUUUCAUUCCAAAGUGUUCUUUGCUUUAAACAACAUAUAUUUUUGUGAUAUAUUUGUAUUUAUGCAUAUAUUUUUAAUGCAACAUAAUGUAAAUUAUUUGUAAAUAGUAUGUGUAUAUGAUGUAAAGAUAAAGUUAUAGAAAUACCUUUAAGUUUCAUUUCAUGUCAUGUUUAUCCAAAGACAGAACUCAUGAAAGUCAGAAUAUCGUAGCAACAAUAAUUAAAAUAUUCAAUCCAGUAAUCUGUACAAUUCAAAUCAACACAUUGCUUGGAUUUAGAAUUUUCCUUUUUUAGAAAUAUGAAUUCAAUUAAAUUAAAUCACCAAAGUACCCUUUUUAGAACCAUGUAUGACUUUUGAUUCAUGAAUCAUUAUUGUCAUGAUUAUAAUUGUCUUGCUUCAAUGAGCUAUUUGAAGAGAUUAUCAAUUCAUCUUGGAUGGUCUUGUUGAAAUACAAUAAAUCAACAUGAGAAUACACUGUA
Messenger RNA from Lytechinus variegatus (green sea urchin), 1895 nucleotides. RefSeq names its product radial spoke head 14 homolog (gene rsph14). Bases 77 to 1099 code for a protein of 340 amino acids. The transcript has 8 exons. Lineage: Eukaryota; Metazoa; Echinodermata; Echinoidea; Temnopleuroida; Toxopneustidae. The record is from RefSeq and is a predicted model, not a curated record. Gene Ontology annotation, molecular function: protein binding.